Molecule: messenger RNA, 826 nt
Organism: Seriola aureovittata
Lineage: Eukaryota; Metazoa; Chordata; Actinopteri; Carangiformes; Carangidae
Product: CD209 antigen-like protein D
Exons: 3
Coding region: 240-611 (123 amino acids)
Source: RefSeq, a predicted model, not a curated record
GAUUCUUUAUCGAUUCCUGUGGAUUUUCUUUGUUGUUGCUGGUGGUUCCAGUAAAAGCUGAAACUAUCCAACAAAGUCAUACCAACCAAAUGAGCAUCAUUAUUUGUGGCGUUAAAAAGUCGCUCAUUGAAAACAUUGACAUCAGCAGAAUUAUCUUCACAGCCAGAAGUGUUUUUGAUCUUUGAAAAGCCUCUUGUUGUGUCUCUUCUGCAGAGAAAACGUGUCCUGAAGGAUGGAGGAUGUUCAGUUGUACCUGUUAUUUCAUCUCCACUGAGCCCAAGUCCUGGGAACAAGCCAGACAGGACUGCAGAGCCAGAGAAGCAGAUCUGGUGAUCAUAGACAGUCCUGAGGAGCAGACGUUUCUUUCUGGAUUCUUCUCUACAUUCACUUGGAUUGGUUUGAGUGACAGAGAGGAGGAGGGGGUCUGGAAAUGGGUGGAUGGAACUCCACUGAACCUGACGUACUGGGCAGAAAAGCAGCCUGAUAAUGGUGGUGGAGACCCAAAGUUUGGUGAGGAGGACUGCGCACAUCUCGGAAAUGAUGGGAGCGCACGUUGGAAUGAUCUGUCGUGUGGUUCUCUCUUGCGGUGGAUCUGUGAAGAAAUGGCAUGACACUGUCAAAAAAAGUUUUAAAGUGUGAGCUUUGAUAAUGCAAAGCUUUUUUAGUGAAGACUGCUCUUGUAUGUUUGUUAAAAACGUAGCUCUGCGUAUGUGUUUGACUCUGCUGAAGACUAUACUUUAUAUAUUCCAAUGUCAGACUUUUCACUUUCUAACGUUGCAGCUUUAUGAUAAUAAAGAAUAACAAAAAGAAAAUAUACAUAAUUAUC